Molecule: messenger RNA, 810 nt
Organism: Tupaia belangeri chinensis (Chinese tree shrew)
Lineage: Eukaryota; Metazoa; Chordata; Mammalia; Scandentia; Tupaiidae
Product: MARCKS-related protein-like
Biological process (GO): central nervous system development; actin filament organization
Cellular component (GO): plasma membrane; cytoplasm
Molecular function (GO): calmodulin binding; actin filament binding
Source: RefSeq, a predicted model, not a curated record
CCUCGCCGAACUACCCCUGCGGCGCGAGCCCGGGGCGGCUCCGGGCGCCCCCUGCAGACCCGCAUCUUGGGCAGUCGGAGCUCCAAGGCUCCCCCGGGCGACGUGACCGCCGAGGAGGCAGCGGGCGCUUCCCCCGCGAAGGCCAACGGACAGGAGAACCGCCACGUGAAAAGCAAUGGAGACGUAGUCCCCAAGGGGGAAGGGGAGUCGCCCUCUGUGAACGGAAGAGAGGCAGCUGGGGCCACUGGCGAUGCCCUCGCGCCGGCACCUCCUAGACAGCGCGCGGAGGCCAAAGGGGAGGCCUCCUCCAAGGAGACCCCUAAGAAAUUCUCUUUCAAGAAGCCUUUCAAGUUGAGCGGCCUGUCCUUCGAGAGAAAUUGCAAGGAGGGCAGGGGCGAUUCUUCUGCCUCCUCGCCCACCGAGGAAGUGGAGCAGGGUGAGCUGGGCGCCUGCAGCGACGAGGGCAUAGCCCAGGAAGGGAAGGCCGCCCCCCACCCCCCCCACCCCGAGAGCCAAGAGCCCCAGGCCAAGGGGGCAGAGGCCAGUGCCGUCUCCAAGGCCGCAGACGCCAAGGACGAGGCAGGGCGGGCUGCAGAGCCGUCCACCCCCUCGGGGCCCGGGAGUGGCCCUGUCCCGGCCAGCGCCAAGCAGAAUGAGUGGCUGGGUGGGGGGGAGGGAGGGGCUGUCGCCCCGUCCCAGCCACUUUCCCUAUCCUCCCUCCUGUGGAUUUUCCCAUCAGCCAUCUGGCCUUCCUCUAUGGCCCAUCGAAGAUGGUCCCUUACAGUUUCCCAAGUUAGGUUAGUGAUGUGA